Molecule: messenger RNA, 1674 nt
Organism: Nicotiana attenuata
Lineage: Eukaryota; Viridiplantae; Streptophyta; Magnoliopsida; Solanales; Solanaceae
Product: stearoyl-[acyl-carrier-protein] 9-desaturase, chloroplastic
Exons: 3
Coding region: 135-1322 (395 amino acids)
Biological process (GO): fatty acid biosynthetic process
Cellular component (GO): chloroplast stroma
Molecular function (GO): stearoyl-[ACP] desaturase activity
Source: RefSeq, a predicted model, not a curated record
CUUGUCCGCUCACUACUCAUAUAAGUUGCUAUUCGCUUUCAGUUCUGUGGAGGAAACAAAUCCUGAAAAAAAGAAACCAAAAUCACAAGGAAAGAAGAAGAAGAAGAAGAAAGGAUUGAGGAAAAUUAGAGAAAAUGGCGUUGAAGUUGAAUGCCUUCAACUUUCAAUCUCACAAAUACUCUUCUUUUGUUCUUCCACCAAUGGUGAGCUUUAGAUCUCCAAAGUUUUUCAUGGCUGCUAGCCUUCGUUCUGGUACAAAGGAAGUUGAGACGAAGAAGCCCUUUUCUCCUCCUCGUGAGGUUCAUGUUCAAGUAACACACUCUAUGCCGCCUCAAAAAAUUGAGAUUUUUAAAUCUAUGGAGGACUGGGCGGAUCAAAAUUUAUUGGUUCACCUGAAACCAGUUGAAAAAUGCUGGCAACCACAGGAUUUCCUGCCCGAUCCUGCUUCGGAUGGAUUUCAUGACCAAGUCAAGGAAUUGAGGGAGAGGGCUAAAGAGAUUCCAGAUGAUUAUUUUGUUGUUUUAGUUGGGGAUAUGAUCACAGAAGAAGCCCUUCCAACAUAUCAGACUAUGCUUAAUACGUUGGAUGGUGUCCGUGAUGAAACCGGAGCAAGCCCUACUUCUUGGGCCAUUUGGACACGGGCCUGGACUGCCGAAGAGAACCGGCACGGUGACCUCCUCAACAAGUAUCUUUAUCUUUCAGGGAGAGUUGACAUGAGAGCAAUUGAGAAGACAAUCCAAUACUUGAUUGGAUCUGGAAUGGAUCCUAGGACAGAAAAUAAUCCAUACCUAGGAUUUAUUUACACAUCAUUCCAAGAGAGGGCAACUUUUGUAUCCCAUGGGAACACAGCUAGACUUGCUAAGGAGCAUGGAGAUAUCAAGCUGGCUCAAAUAUGUGGCAUAAUUGCUGCGGACGAGAAGCGCCAUGAGACAGCAUACACCAAGAUUGUUGAAAAGCUUUUCGAGAUCGACCCUGAUGGCACUGUGCUAGCAUUUGCUGAUAUGAUGAGGAAAAAGAUAUCUAUGCCAGCACACUUGAUGUACGAUGGGCGCGACGAUAACCUCUUUGAUCACUUCUCAGCAGUUGCUCAGCGUCUCGGUGUCUACACUGCUAAAGACUAUGCAGAUAUACUGGAGUUUCUAGUAUGUAGGUGGAAAGUGGCUGAUCUGACUGGAUUAUCUGGAGAAGGAAGAAAAGCUCAGGAAUACGUAUGCGGGUUGCCACCAAGAAUCCGAAGAUUGGAAGAAAGAGCUCAGGGUAGGGCAAAACAAGGACCAAUCAUGCCAUUUAGCUGGAUAUAUGAUAGAGAGGUGAAGCUCUGAGUUGCACAACAAAUGAAAGAAACAAGGGCUGUGUUAGUGUUGUUCUCUCCAGCAAGUCUCUGCUCAUGUAGGAUCUCUAUUAUAGAUAGUGUGUUUAAAUCUCUAAUGUCUUGGCAAUUCACAUUUAUUGGUUUCUUUAUGGGAUGAGAUUUUGCUGGGAAUGAUUCUGGUGAGAUGUAGAUACAGUUGUUUCUGUUUGUGUUGUUAGGUCUCUGCUAUAUAGGAACAGCUGUAGUUUCUUUGGUUUUUUUCCUCUUUGAAAUGUUCUGAACUAUGAGUUUGUUUCCCUUUCUAGUGCUUUUGUGACUAAACAUGAUAUCAAAUCUCAAUGCAACUUUGAUACUUGUCAUGA